Molecule: messenger RNA, 1855 nt
Organism: Erythranthe guttata (spotted monkey flower)
Lineage: Eukaryota; Viridiplantae; Streptophyta; Magnoliopsida; Lamiales; Phrymaceae
Source: RefSeq, a predicted model, not a curated record
AUAAAUAUACAUAUAUGCAUGCUGUCCAAAGUACCAAAUCAAAGAUUAUAUCAGCUACCAUAAACAACAUUGUUUAACUUAAGUGUAGUCUUAUAUAUACUUAUUUGUUAGCUAAUUAUAUUUCUAGAUCAAAACUAAACCAAUUAAGUGAUUUAUUUAUUUGGGAGUGAUAUUAAUUAUAUAUAUAUAUAUGAAGAGGGCGUCGUCAUCUCUUCUCCAAAUACAGCCCCCGACUUACGGGAAUUUGAUAACGAUUCUCAGCAUCGACGGAGGCGGUGUUAGAGGGAUUAUUCCUGCUGUUAUCCUUGAAUUUCUCGAGUCACAACUCCAGGAGCUGGAUGGUGAGGAAGCAAGACUUGCAGAUUACUUCGACGUGAUCGCAGGAACGAGCACGGGUGGUUUGGUGACAGCUAUGCUAACUGCUCCGGACACGAACAAUCGUCCUCUCUUUGCUGCUAAAGAUAUCAAGCCGUUUUAUCUUCAAAACUCCCCUCAAAUCUUUCCUCAGAAACGGUGUGGCUUGUUUGGAUUGGUGGCGAAGACGUUGAAAUCCGUGGGCGGACCAAAGUACGAUGGGGAAUACCUUCACCGAGUCGUGAGAGAGAAACUCGGGGAGACUCGGUUGCAUGAAACAUUGACUAACGUUGUCAUUCCUACUUUCGAUAUCAAGAAUUUGCAGCCAACUAUUUUCUCUACUUAUGAGGCCAAAGAGACCACGUCAUCAUCUUUAGAUGCAAGAUUGUCUGAUAUCUGCAUAGGCACAUCUGCAGCUCCAACUUAUCUGCCUGCAUAUUACUUCAAGAACCAAGAUAAACAAGGCAACACUCGUGAAUUUAAUCUCGUCGAUGGCGGUGUUGCAGCAAAUAAUCCGGCUUUAGUAGCCGUAAGCCAAGUGAGCAAGCAAAUAUUUGGCAGAAAUCCAGACUUCUUCCCUAUUAAACCUAUGGACUACGGACGUUUUCUCGUGAUAUCAGUGGGCACGGGUUCCGCCAAGGCGGAGAAGAAGUACAGUGCAAAAAGUGCGGCGAAAUGGGGUGUUUUAGGGUGGUUGCUCAACGGCGGCUCCACCCCGAUAGUGGAUGUUUUCACCCUAGCCAGUGCCGACAUGGUUGAUUUUCAUCUCUCUGUUGUUUUUCAAGCUCUUCAUUCUGAACAAAACUACCUUCGCAUUCAAGACGACAGUUUAACGGGAACGGUUUCAUCGGUGGACGUUGCAACGAAGGAGAAUUUGGAAAAGUUGGUGCAAAUUGGGAAUAAUCUAUUGAAGAAACCAGUUUCGAGAGUCGAUCUCGAGACGGGUCUUUUCGAGCCGAUUGAUAAUGGAGGCACAAAUGCUGAUGCUUUGAUAGAGUAUGCAUGCAUAAAUAUAUUUAAUUUAUUGAUCAGUCUUUUGAUGAAUAUAUAUUAAUUCAUUCAAUAUAUGCAUAUGUAUUUUUUAGGUUUGCAAAAUUGCUUUCAGAAGAAAAAAGGCUUCGGGAGUUGAAAUCACCUGUGGUCCGCUGAAAUUAAGCUCAAAACUAUUGGAUAUUUGGAUGUAUUAUAUCAUAUAUUAUUGCUACAUAUACAGAAUUUUCUGUUUAUUAUUUUUUAUUCGUUUAUUUGUUUCUGUAUAUAUGUAUAUAUUACAUAUCUCAGAUCAGUCUGUAGGAAAAAUGAAAAUUUGUAAUAUUAAAUAUAUAUUGUGUGUCUGAUUAGAUAUGGUCAUGAUUGUAUUGUAUAUAUACUAUUCAAUAAAAUUUAAAAUUUGUUUGUGAUGUUGAUCGAUGAUAAGUUACUUAAUACUUUAAUAUGAUAAUUUACAUGUGGGGUUGGUGAAGUGUCAACAUUUUUCUUGUUAAUUAACAGUACAGAUAAU